AUGGAAAAAGAUCGCACCAGGGACAAAGGGAUCCAAGUGAUCAAGGAGUUUUACUGUAGUAUAUGCACCGACACCUACCCCAUAGACAGGUGGGUGUCGUGCGGUUGUGACCAUAGAUUUUGCGCCGACUGUAUGACCGGACACCUGACGACUAAAAUUAACGAGAGCCAAUUGGAGGGAGUGGCAUGCCCAGGGUACCGGUGCUCACGUCCAGCGCCCCACCACCUUGUUAAAAAGUUGGAUCCAGAUAAUACUAUCUAUGAGGGAUACGUAACUUUAUCAUUAAAGACUUGGAUUAGGGACGCACCCGAUGUUCACAAUGUGGGAUCCACCAAAUUAAAUUAA
This is a messenger RNA of Oppiella nova, 345 nucleotides long. Lineage: Eukaryota; Metazoa; Arthropoda; Arachnida; Sarcoptiformes; Oppiidae. The record is from the annotation of a GenBank genome assembly.